AUGGCUAAAGCGAAUGCCAAAAUGGAAUUACGGGAUACUGUGACUGAGGCGGACGUCGAUAAUUCGAUUGCAUUGUUCCUGGAAGCGUUCAUCUCUACAGUUCCCAUGUCUCGAGGACCGGCAUUGAGACGAAAAUUUGAGGCAUAUACUCGAAAUGCGAGACAACGA
This is a messenger RNA of Perkinsus marinus ATCC 50983, 168 nucleotides long. RefSeq lists its product as hypothetical. Lineage: Eukaryota; Perkinsozoa; Perkinsida; Perkinsidae. The record is from RefSeq and is a predicted model, not a curated record. The annotation marks the transcript as partial. The transcript has 2 exons.